AGAAGGGGAAGGGAAGGGGGACGCAAGGGUUAAGAGAUUGCUUCUGCUUCAACUUGCUUCCACCUGACAGAACAAUUUUCCACGUUAUCUGUUCUGCAACCUGAUGUGAAGAUUGUCCCACCAUGGCUCUUCGUAAAAAUACCCUUUUGCUACUUAUUCUUAUAUCGUCAUUUUCAAUAUUCAUUGCCAGCAUAUCUGACAUUAUCUCAGUGAACAUUGAAGCCAUUGAAGCCAAUGCAAAUGAAAGACAAAUUGUUCCUGAUGGUGCCGGCCUUGUCAUGUCCAAUUCACCAGAUAAUCUAAUGUGGUUUUUGCAGGUGUCUGACACACACAUCAGUAUAUUCCGUGAUCCAACUCGCCUGUCAGAUUUGCAGAGCUUCUGUCGACUGACCAUCCCAGCCAUAAAGCCAACUGUUGUGCUGGCAUCAGGUGACCUUACCGAUGCAAAGGCAUCAGACAAUAUGGGGUCUACUCAAUAUGAACAAGAGUGGAUAUAUUACAGGAAUCUUAUUGAUAAAUGCAACCUAGGCAAUCACACGACAUGGCUUGAUAUUAGGGGAAACCAUGACAGUUUUAACAUUCCUGAUGUCAAUUCUUCACUCAAUUAUUACUAUCAAUACUCUGAGCAAGGAAGAAAAAACCCUCGCUCCUAUUUGUUUCAAUUAUCAAAGGGAAAUACCAAGUACUCGUUUUUAGCUGUUGACGCCAGCCUUACACCUGGACCAAGGAGACCUUUUAACUUUGUUGGCAUGCUGAAUGCCCAAGAAUCAAAUCACAUUAAAAAUCUAAUGCAAGAAAUUGAAGUUUCAGGAAGCAACUACACAAUUUGGUUCGGCCACUAUCCAACAUCAUGUAUCCUCUCAAGUGUAUCUGAAGACAUUCGUAGUCUGAUUGGCAAACAAUCACAGUCUCUUGCUUAUUUAUGUGGACACUUUCACACAUUUGGUGGAGCUGUACCUAACAUGUACACCCUUCAGAAGAAAGGUUUUCUUGAAUUAGAAUUAGGAGAUUGGAUGGAUAAUCGAUUGUUCCGUCUCUUGGCAAUCGACCAUGGAUUACUGUCUUUUGUUGAUUUGAAGCAUGGUGAGUGGCCAGCAAUUCUUGUAACAAAUCCAAAACAUGCCUUAUACCAUAUGACUAGUCGGGAACCACAAAGCCUUACUCCAUCCUCAACACAUGUUCGCAUCCUUGUUUUUUCCUUGGACAAAAUCCAAUUGGUACAAGUACGAUUCAAUGAUGGGGAUUGGUUAAAUGCCAACCAUGAGAAAGAUGCCCUGUAUACAGUUCCCUGGACACCAGAUGCAUAUUCUUCUGGAAUCCACUCUUUGCAUGUCAAGGCAGUUGAUGUAACUGGACGGCAUCGUACUGUCACUCAUCCAUUUUCCAUUGAUGGUACUCGGUUAAGUUUCAACUUUCUGCCCCGUUUUGUUUUGAUGUCUAAUAUUAGUGUUGUUUUUCAGGUUUUAUUUGGCACUUUAUUAUUUAUGUGUGUAGUACCAUUAUGCAUCUUAAAAUAUAUGCAUCAUCAGGUGAAAGCCAAGAAAAUGGAAAGGCCUCGAUUCCGGAUUCCUUACUUUAACCUUUGGCUCAGAAGAUUAUGGGUUCUUUCUAGUGUUGAUCGAAUAUUUUACCCUCUGACCAUUUACGCUGUUUAUCUAACUGUUGGCCCCUGGUCAAUUGGUGCCAUUGUUGAGGGUCACGUUGGAGUGAUAUUCGCUUGGGGUAUCAUUAUUAAUGGUGCAUAUUUGCCAGGAUCUUUCACAUUUGCAUAUGGCUUUCUUCAGCUGUUGCUUGUCCAACUCCCACUAACUCUGUUACUCUCCUGCUACUUGCACAGAAAAUUGCUCUUGAAAAUAAAAGGUAAACCGGAAAAGUUUAAAGAUACCUGGUUAAGUCAAACAGUGUUUGCUGCUUUGCUAACUUUUCAAACCAUGCUUGCAUAUAUGUUUUGGCUUGCGUAUGGAACAAUGGCUUUUAUCCUGGGUCCAUUGCGAACAUGGUCAACCAUAAUGAGUGUUUUCCUUUGGUACCAAGUUGUCACUCUUCCUGACCAUUGUUUAAAGGAAGCGAGAGAAAUUUGGGAUCCAAAGAGGAAAACUGGAUCUGUACCUGAAGAAAUUCCUAUAAGUGUGAACCCAUCAGCUAGCUAAGUUAAGUUUCUAAUCUUCCUAAUUUUGUGAGGCUCCGAGCAGUUUAGAUUAUCCAAGAGCUUCUCAUUAUUCGACUGUUUGUUCUAUCUUUUAUAUCUAUUGGGCUGUUAUUAUUUAGUUAAGUUAAUGGUAAUUUUGUAUUUUCCUUACUUGUAUUUACCUGAGCAGAUCCUGUGAUGCAUAUUAACUAAAACUAUUUUAGAACUGAUUCUAUUUGAUGGAAUCAAUAUUGAUUUAUGGACAAGUUUGUAUUUUUUAAGUGUUCAUGAAUAUCCAGUCUAGUCUACGGUCCAAAGCUUAUCUUAGGUUUUGAGAUCUUGAGAUUGAGUGUAGUCUUUUUUUAGUUUGAUUUUACCCUGCUCUCAUAAACUUUGAUACUUUUUGCAAAGGGAAACCUACCAGUAGUGUUAUCCCGAGAGUAAUUUAGUUUUUGAAGGUUGUCUGCUAAUGACUGUGUAAGGAAAAGCUUUUUCCAUGCAAUUAAAGACUGACCCUAUUCCAAAGUCUCUAAAUACAAUAUAAUGGAAAUAUAAUAGCUCAGCUAAGACAACUAACUGAAUUUCAGAUAAGGAACAGGUUUGAUACAGUGGUCAAGCUGAGAUGUUGCAUGUGUAUUUUAUUACAUGAUUAAAAUAUUUCAUUAAUGAUAA
Molecule: messenger RNA, 2800 nt
Organism: Frankliniella occidentalis (western flower thrips)
Lineage: Eukaryota; Metazoa; Arthropoda; Insecta; Thysanoptera; Thripidae
Product: transmembrane protein 62
Exons: 14
Coding region: 123-2150 (675 amino acids)
Molecular function (GO): hydrolase activity
Source: RefSeq, a predicted model, not a curated record